This is a messenger RNA of Impatiens glandulifera, 1978 nucleotides long. RefSeq names its product glucan endo-1,3-beta-glucosidase 4-like. Gene Ontology annotation, cellular component: plasma membrane. Gene Ontology annotation, biological process: carbohydrate metabolic process. Gene Ontology annotation, molecular function: hydrolase activity, hydrolyzing O-glycosyl compounds. The coding region runs from base 289 to 1767 and encodes 492 amino acids. NCBI's taxonomy places the organism in Eukaryota, Viridiplantae, Streptophyta, Magnoliopsida, Ericales, Balsaminaceae. The record is from RefSeq and is a predicted model, not a curated record. The transcript is spliced from 4 exons.
AUAAAUGUACAUAUAUUGUUAUAUAAUAAUCUAAUUUAUUUUUUCCCUCAAUCUAUCGUGAUAACUGAUAAUCUAGUGUAUGUUUGAAAGUAAGUAACUUGCAUUUAAUGAGGGUUUAAUGUUCUUAGUUGGGAAGUAAUGUGGAGCUGCACUUGAACCUAGUCUCUUCGACUUGUUUAUAGUUUUUCUUUAAUUUUUUUAUUCGUUUUGAAAUCUUGGAAGGAGAUUACGAUUCUUCAUUGCCUUCUGCGAUUCCCAGAGAAGAAUCGCCAUCUUUUCGAACUUGCAAUGCCUGAAAAAUGGACUGUCGGUUUUCUUUUUCUUCUUCUGGUUGAGUGGUUAACGAUUGCAGCUGGAGCGAUCAUUGGAUUGAACAUCGGGACAGACAUCUCCAAUCUCCCAUUAGCAUCAGACAUUGUAAACAUCCUUAUAGUAAACCAAAUCAAUCAUGUUCGCCUUUUUAAUGCCGAUGCCCACAUGCUGAAAGCUCUUUCGAACACAAAUAUAGAGGUCAUAAUAAGUGUAACCAACAAUGAAGUACUUGGAAUCGGGGAAUCACCUUCAGCAGCAGCCUCUUGGAUUAACAAGAACGUUGCCGCUUACUUUCCAACCACCAACAUCACAGCAAUCGCGGUUGGAAGUGAAGUCCUAACAUCAAUUCCAAACGCGGCUCCUAUUUUAGUUCCAGCCAUGAACAACCUUCAUAACGCUUUAGUUGCCGCGAAUCUAAACAAUCAAAUCAAGGUCUCAAGCCCGCAAUCCAUGGACAUAAUCCCCAAGCCUUUCCCACCAUCAGCUGCCAACUUCAAUUCCUCAUUGAACUCCACCAUUUUCCAACUCCUCCGGUUCUUGAAGAACACAAAUUCAUUUUACAUGUUGAAUGCUUACCCAUAUUACGGUUACGUUACGGGAAAUGGGAUUUUUCCAAUCGAAUACGCCCUCUUUGAACCCCUUCCGUCUGUAAAGCAGAUUGUUGAUCCGAACACACUUUUUCAUUACAACAGCAUGUUUGAUGCCAUGGUUGACGCUGCCUACUAUUCGAUAGCAGAUCUUAAAUUUUCGGGCAUCCCGAUUGUUGUAACUGAAUCGGGAUGGCCUUCUUCGGGUGGUUCUCAUGAACCCGAUGCCACUAAAGAUAAUGCGGAGAAAUUCAACAAUAACUUGAUUCAACGCGUUCAGAAUGAUUCGGGUCCGCCUAGUCAGCCAUCUAGUAGAAUCGAUACGUAUAUUUACGAGAUGUUUAAUGAAGAUAAAAGUUCUGGACCGAUAUCAGAGAGGAAUUGGGGCAUGUUUUUCACAAACGGGACUCCUGUUUAUUCCUUGAGCAUUUCAACUUCUCAACAACAAACUGGGAAUUCUUCUUCGGUGUUUUGCAUUGCAAGCAAUAGUGCCGAUACUAGUAAGUUACAAGACGGACUAAAUUGGGCAUGCGGUCAAAAUCGAGCCAACUGCUCGGCUAUUCAACAAGGGCAGCCAUGUUAUGAUCCUAACACAUUAAAGGAUCAUGCCUCGUUUGCUUACAAUGAUUAUUAUCAGAAAAUGCGUAGCGCUGGUGGAACCUGUGAUUUUGGUGGGACUGCUGUGACAACCUCAAUAGACCCAAGUCACGGUUCAUGUAUUUUUACAGGAAGUUCAAAUUCGAGUUCAACAUUUCCAGCCUCACCAUCACCCAUUAGCCCGAGUUCAAAUUCGAGUUCAUCUAUUCAUCGGGUUCCUGAGAUCAUACCGAUACUUAUUGCUGUUCUCUCAUUGUCAUGCUUGAUUUAAAGCUGGUGACUAUUUCCGGUUGUGUACAUUGAUAUUAGUUGUUACACCACAGGGAUUGUAUUCCUUAUUGUACAACAAGAACAUUUUUUUUUGGGCUUAGUAAGGGUAAUUGUGUAUUUUUCUUUCCUAAAACCAAACCUCGGAGAAUUUGGAACAAUCUUGAGGAUCAAUUGACUGCACAAUGAUGAUACUAUAGAUGAGAUUUGAGAUU